AUGAGUCAAGAUUGGAAACAAUUAGCUAUUAAAGCUAGAAAAAUUUAUGAUGAUUCACUUCAAGAAACAUUAAAAUUAUUUCCAUUUGAUAAAGCUUUACAAGAUAAAUAUAAUAAUUUACCUUCUGCUAUUGGUAAGGAUACUUCUGAUUAUGGUGCUCCAGCUAAACAUCCAUACAAAGUGUAUUUAUCAACAUUACCAAAAUCGGUUUUAGAUGUUACUGAAAAAGACCCUGCUGAAUUAUUACAAGACUUGAAAAGUAGAAAAAUUACUUGUCUUGAAGUAUUGAAAUGUUAUUUUCAUGCAGCUAUAGUUGCUUCAAAAUUGACAAAUUGUGUUCAAGAAUUUUUACCAAAAGAAGCUCAUGAAUUCGCUAAACAAUUAGAUGAAAAUUAUGAUACAUUAAAAGAUACUCCAUUAUUCGGUUUACCUUUUUCAAUCAAAGAAAUGAUUCCAUUCAAGAAUCGUUCAGUUACUCAUGGUUCGUUAUGUUAUCUUGACAGAAUUGUUGAUUAUAAUGCUGAUAUAGUAAAUAUUUUAUUAAAAAAUGGUGCAUAUCCAUUUGUAAGAACAACUAACCCUCAAUCGUUGAUGAUGCUUGAAUGUGUUUCAUUUAUGCAUGGUAGAACAGUCAACACAUUUAAUUCAGAUUUAACUAGUGGUGGAUCUUCAGGUGGAGAAGGUGUUUUAAAUGGUCUUUAUGCUAGUACUUUUGGUUUAGGUAGUGAUAUUGGUGGAAGUAUAAGAUCUCCUGCUGCUUUCAAUGGUAUUUAUGGGUUAAGAAGUACCUUAGGUAGAUUACCAACUGCAGAUUAUUAUUCUUGUCAAAUGGGUUCAGAAUCAAUUUUAUCAGUAACAGGUCCUUUAUCAAGAUCCUUGAAAAUGAUUGAGUUGGUUAUGAAAACUAUUAUUGAUUCAAAACCAUGGUUGAUUGAUCCUACAUUAGCAUCUAUUGAAUGGAGACCAAAUACUCAAAAGAAAUACAAGAUUGGUAUUUUGAAAUCUGAUAAUAUUGUAAAUCCAUUACCACCAAUUCAAAGAGGUUUGAAAAUCGUUGAAGAAAAGUUGGGUAGAUUACCUAAUAUUGAAUUGAUUGAGUUUGAACCAUAUCAUCAUGAACGAACCAUGCCAAUUUUAGGUAAAUUAUAUUUUGAAGAUGGUGCAAGAGAUUUUAGAAGUACUUUAACUAACGGUGAGCCAUUAUUAGAGCAAACUACUUGGGCAAUUGAUGGGGCUUUAGAUUUAGAUAUUCAAGAACAAUGGAAAUGGAAUUUAGAAAAACAGAAAUAUAGAAAAGAAUAUUUAAAACAUUGGGUUGGUUACGAAAAUUUAGAUGCUGUAAUUGCACCAGUAGGUCCAAAUGUUGCACCAAAACAUAAUACAGCUAGAUACUGGGGGUACACAUGUCAAUGGAAUUUAUUAGAUUAUCCAGUUAUUGUUGUUCCUGUUACAAUCGUAGAUGAAAAAUUGGAUCAAAGAGAUGCAAAUUAUAAACCAUUGAAUGAAAUUGAUGAAUAUAUUUAUAAUGCUUACGAUGAUCCAAAAUCAUUUAGUGAUGCUCCUGUUAAUUUAAGCGUUGUUGGUUUGAGAAAUACAGAUGAGAAACUAAUUGAAAUUGCAAAAAUUUUACAAAAAGAGAUUGGCAAUAUUUUUGAAUAG
Messenger RNA from Insectozyma verbasci, 1659 nucleotides. NCBI's taxonomy places the organism in Eukaryota, Fungi, Ascomycota, Pichiomycetes, Serinales, Debaryomycetaceae. The record is from the annotation of a GenBank genome assembly.